CAUAAAUUGACUGCCAAACAGCUGAUUUGUCCGUGUCUGUUUUCCGUUCGUGCAAAAAAUAACAAGACAACUUUUCUUGGCAAGAUGUGGUUCGAAAUCCUACCUGGCGCCGCUAUCAUCACCGUGCUUCUGUCCGUGCCCAUUUACGCCAUGUACGGCGUGCAGAAGCUGACGCUGGGCAAUGCCUUCCGUCGCAACAUGGACGAGCGUUUCAGCCGUGUGAUGUACCAACGCGACUUCCGACUGACCGAUAAUCCGUACUUGAUGAAUGGACUUGACGCCAUUCCCGAUGAUGAAGAAGACGAUCAGAACAAGGAGCAGAAUGAAGAUUUCAAUGUGGGUGAUGAUCCCGAUCAGGAAAAUUAGAUCAAUCCAAAAUGAAACAUGUAUACUGUAAUUUCAAUUCAGAAUAAAGUCAAGGGCCUCCCCUUUGCCUUGGCUUUUGCCGCGCA
Drosophila miranda is the source of this 452-nucleotide messenger RNA. Its product is annotated as NADH dehydrogenase [ubiquinone] 1 alpha subcomplex subunit 1. The coding region runs from base 85 to 366 and encodes 93 amino acids. The transcript has 3 exons. The record is from RefSeq and is a predicted model, not a curated record. Lineage: Eukaryota; Metazoa; Arthropoda; Insecta; Diptera; Drosophilidae.